Rhagoletis pomonella (apple maggot) is the source of this 825-nucleotide messenger RNA. RefSeq lists its product as uncharacterized. Gene Ontology annotation, biological process: DNA integration. The record is from RefSeq and is a predicted model, not a curated record. Lineage: Eukaryota; Metazoa; Arthropoda; Insecta; Diptera; Tephritidae. Gene Ontology annotation, molecular function: nucleic acid binding. Bases 1 to 825 code for a protein of 274 amino acids. The transcript has a single exon.
AUGGCCGACCUGCCUAAAGAGCGAAUUCAUGCCUCGCGCCCAUUCAUAGUCACCGGUGUGGACUACUGUGGGCCAUUUUAUUACAAGCCUGAAGAACGCAAUAAAUCGCCCAACAAAUGUUAUGUAAGCGUUUUCAUUUGCUUCGCCACAAAGGCUGUAUGGAUGGAGUUGGUAAGAGACCUCUCAACAGGUGCUUUCAUUGACGCGCUAAAACGAUUCAUCGCUACGCGUGGCAUACCCAGCUGCAUCUGGUCUGACAAUGCGUCGAAUUUUGUAGGCGCCAAGAACGAGCUUAAAGAACUACGGAACUUAGCCCUCAGCGAGAAACACCGCCGCGAAGUCCACAACUUUUGCCUCAGUAAUGGCUUUGAUUGGCGUUUCAUCCCACCUCGCUCUCCGCACUUUGGCGGUUUGUGGGAAGCGGCCGUAAAAACAGCCAAAGAACAUUUCUAUCGUUCCGGGGGCUCAUCACUGCUUGGCUUCGAUGAAUUGCGUACUUUGGUAUGUCAAAUCUGUGCUGUAAUUAACUCUCGUCCUCUCAUACCCCCUUCAGAAAACCCAGAGGAAUUAGAUGUGCUAACGCCAGGCCAUUUUUUGAUUGGUGGUUCUCUGACAGCUCUUCCGGAACCGGAUCUAACGACGCUAAACUACGACCGACUUGAUCGAUGGCAGCGUGGAACAUACAUUAAACAGGUUUUUUGGAAGCGGUGGACUCAAGAGUAUCUAACUCUUCUACAGCAACGCGCAAAGUGGCGUUUACCUCAUGCCAACAUUGAAGUCAAUGAUGUCGUAUGCAUAAAGGAAGAAAACUCACCACCACUGUAG